AGCUGUGCAUGUAAGUAGGAAGAAGAUAGGGACAGUAAAACCCCCAUAACCCAACACCUUCGAUAGGCCCUUUAACUCCGAGGUCGCCAUGCAGAAGGCCAAGCGAACUGUGGAGACGGAGUACGCUGUGGUGGGCACCUGGGAAGAUACAAAUAUUACGCUCUCCGUACUGGAGGCCUACAUACCACGAUUUUUCCGCCAUGCCAAAGUGGCCUACUACUUGGGCAAAGACCGUCUGUCGCGAGUAAAUCGCAACAAUGUCACUCGAAUCGUCAGCGACGAAACUCGACUUAUUUUGAGGAAAAAUCUUACCAACGAGAUCGAGUUUUACGAGUUUUGCAAACAGCGUUUGUAUCUUCAGUAUGCUGCGUUAAACCAUGGAAAGCGAUUUGGGGAGGAUGACUACCUUUUGGUGCCCGAACAGCAAAACGAUUACAACGAGGAGUAUUAGUAGGGACUUAGACUAAUUUAAUAAGUGAAAAGCCAGUAUGAACUCAGGACUGUAUAGAACAUACAAAAUAAAAGAAACUGAACACUAUGCUACCCUUGUGUUGAUCUUACGUAGAAGAAGGCACUUCAAUGGAAGCAACUUUCAAACAGGA
This is a messenger RNA of Drosophila biarmipes, 602 nucleotides long. Its product is annotated as heparan sulfate 2-O-sulfotransferase pipe-like. NCBI's taxonomy places the organism in Eukaryota, Metazoa, Arthropoda, Insecta, Diptera, Drosophilidae. Bases 89 to 451 code for a protein of 120 amino acids. The transcript is spliced from 2 exons. Gene Ontology annotation, cellular component: membrane. Gene Ontology annotation, molecular function: sulfotransferase activity. The record is from RefSeq and is a predicted model, not a curated record.